Molecule: messenger RNA, 2823 nt
Organism: Drosophila busckii
Lineage: Eukaryota; Metazoa; Arthropoda; Insecta; Diptera; Drosophilidae
Gene: Orc1
Product: origin recognition complex subunit 1
Exons: 3
Coding region: 113-2812 (899 amino acids)
Biological process (GO): DNA replication initiation; mitotic DNA replication checkpoint signaling
Cellular component (GO): nuclear origin of replication recognition complex
Molecular function (GO): ATP binding; chromatin binding; ATP hydrolysis activity
Source: RefSeq, a predicted model, not a curated record
AUUCGCGCCAAAACAGAUUUGUUGUAAAUGAAAAAAGAAGAAAAGUAGAACUCAACCCAUUUCUCCAACUGCUGACUAAGAAUUAUUGAAUUGAAUAUUGACACAAAGCGUAAUGGUAAAUAACGAAAAUAUGCUUAGUGCUGGUCAGCAGGUCAUAUGGAUCGGAGAACACGGACUGAACACAUCUGUGAAAAGUUUGGAACACAAGAAUGUGUAUUUUUACAAAAAGUGCGUCUACGGGCCAUUAACAUUGUCUGUGGGUGACUACAUACUGGUGGCCAACGCCGACGCUGCCGAGCCAGACACUGUGGAGGGCUGUGACAUUGCCAAGAUCUUGCAUCUGUACGAGCUGCGGGAGAUGACCAACAAGGAACCCUGUCGUGCUAUAGUACAGUGGUACUCACGCCCACAAGCCAUACCACACAAGGUGUUUGACGUAGACAAUUUGGAAAUUGAUUUCAUUGUGGAGAUCAUUGAGGAGCAUCGACCCUACGACAACGACGUAGCCUUGGCGUCCAUUUUCCGCAAGUGCCUUGUGCUGGAAGGCAAUUCAAAGACCAGCGCUUCACAGUUAAUUCAAGAGAACAAAGUAAAGCACAGCUGUCCCAUGUUUGUAAGCCGCUACAAAUUUAUUAAGGUGAAAAAAUCCUAUCGCCUCAUACCGCUCGAGAUACAGCUCGAAGACACGGACGAGGUAAAGCGACAACGCAGCACACCAGGCGGCAAGUCUGCCUCAGCGCGUAAAUCCAUAACACGUAGACGCUCCUCGGUAUCAGCUGCUGCAGCUGCAGCUGCUAUGGAGUUUGUGGAUGUGAACUAUUAUAACUGCGAGAAUAAAGUGUCGCCCAUAAAAAUUGUAGGCGGACGCAGCGUUGUGCGUCUAUCCGAAAAGAAGAAGAGCUUAAACGCUGAUGGUGAAAUUAAUGCCAACUAUUUAAUGGCCUCACCAUUAACCGAAAAGAAUGGUAAGGUGAGCACACCCAAGUCAAGAGCAUCAGCUGCCAGACGCAACUUGAAUCUUAGUCUAGACAAAGGCGCCGAUAGCACCGCUGACUCCGACUGCCUUAACUACUCCAUAGUGCAACAAACACCAGAUCCAAAAACGCCCUCCAAUGAUAUGAAAAUAAAGCUGCGUGUUUCGGAACGCAGAAAAUCCGUAAGACUUGCUUCAGAGGAUGAAGAGCGUGAUCCUUUGGAAACUAUGGAAACGCCCAACACGCGACGCAAACGCUUAGGCGUCAACACUGGAGAUAUUUACCAUACACCAACCAAAAAAUCCAAAGAGCUGCUCGACACUAUGGGCACAGAGCUGACGCCUUCAACCCGACGCAAAAGCAUACUGAAGUCGGCUACAACUCGCUUGGCUGAGGGUACCCCGAGACGCAGCAUUCAGCUGUCCAACAUUGUAGAGCAACGCAUAUUUAAAGAUGAUGACAUUAUUUCAACGCCAAAGCGCGCUCGUUCGAAGCUUGCAGAGGACGUCGACUACACGCCCAAGAAAUCCAGUCAAAAAACCCCCACGCGUCCACGACGUGUAAGCACAGCUAUUAGCGCUUCAGCUAGCAAAUCCAAGGAGCAGGCACCACUGACUCCCUCGCAGAAACUCAAAAAAAUACGCUCAGGUGAGCUCAGCCCCAGCAUGGAGCAGCGUUGUCAGCCGGUAGAUGCAGCACAAAAGUCACAGCUGCAGCUGGCACGUGAGCAACUGCAUGUAUCAGUAGUACCCAAGAGUUUACCCUGUCGAGAGAAGGAAUUCGACAAUAUUUAUAGUUUCCUAGAGGGUAAAAUCGAGGAUCAGUGCGGUGGCUGCAUGUAUGUGUCCGGCGUGCCGGGCACGGGUAAGACAGCCACGGUUACGGGUGUAAUACGUACACUGCAGCGACAAGUGGAGCAGCGCAAGCUGCCCGCUUUUGAGUUUUUGGAAAUAAAUGGCAUGCGCUUAACCGAACCACGCCAGGCUUAUGUGCAGAUCUAUAAGCAAUUAACAGGCAAGACUGUAACCUGGGAGCAUGCGCAUACGCUGUUGGAGAAGCGCUUCACGACGCCUGCGCCCCGACGUACUACAACAGUACUGUUGGUGGAUGAGCUGGAUAUACUAUGCAAUCGCAGACAGGAUGUUGUCUACAAUCUGCUUGAUUGGCCUACCAAAGCGGCGGCCAGACUGGUGGUGGUGACCAUAGCAAAUACCAUGGAUUUGCCAGAACGAGUGCUCAUGGGCAAGGUUACUUCGCGUUUGGGUCUGACACGUCUCACCUUUCAGCCCUAUACACACAAGCAGCUGCAGGAGAUUGUCGGCGCACGUUUGGCCGGCUCUGAGGCAUUCAAAGGUGAGGCUGUGCAGCUGGUGGCGCGCAAGGUGGCUGCCGUUUCGGGCGAUGCGCGUCGAGCUUUGGAUAUUUGCCGGCGUGCAACAGAAAUUGCCGACACCAAUGAGGCUCAGUCUAGCCAGAAGUGCGUCAACUUGCUGCAUGUGCAGCAAGCGCUAGCUGAGAUGAUAGCCAGCGCCAAGGUGCAGGCCAUUAAGAACUGCUCGCGUCUGGAGCAGAUUUUUCUGCAGGCAGUUGCUGCGGAGGUGACACGCACUGGCGUGGAGGAGACCACCUUUAUGGGCGUCUAUCAGCAGCUGGAGACAAUUGUUGCAUUUAUGGGCGUGGCGCUGCCAGCGCCAGGACGUGCGCUUAGCUUAUGCGCCAAGCUGGGCGCGGAGCGUCUCAUAAUCAGCGAGCACUCGCGUCAUGAUCUCUACCAGAAAAUACUACUCAAUGUAAGCACCGAUGACAUACACUAUGCGCUGCGUGUGGAAGCCAACUAAUAGAGAAUUUU